AUGGCCUGCUGCUCCACCAGCUUCUGCGGAUUCCCCAGCUGCUCCACCAGUGGGAACUGUGGCGCCAGCUGCUGCCGCCCCAACUGCUGCCAGACCGGCUGCUGCCAGCCCAGCGGCUGCCAGGAUAGCUGCUCCCAGCCCAGCUGCUGCCAGCCCAGCUGCCAACCCAGCUGCUCCCAGCCCAGCUGCUCCCAGCCCAGCUGCUGCCAGACCAGCUGCUGUGGCUCCGGCUGUGGCUCUGGGAGUGGAAUUGGAGGUGGCCAGGGUGGAGCCAUGAGCUACCGCAUCAGGUGGUGCCGCCCAGACUGCCGCGUGGAGGGCACCUUCCUGCCACCCU
Marmota flaviventris (yellow-bellied marmot) is the source of this 337-nucleotide messenger RNA. Its product is annotated as keratin-associated protein 9-3-like. The record is from RefSeq and is a predicted model, not a curated record. NCBI's taxonomy places the organism in Eukaryota, Metazoa, Chordata, Mammalia, Rodentia, Sciuridae. Gene Ontology annotation, cellular component: keratin filament.